This is a messenger RNA of Sclerotinia sclerotiorum 1980 UF-70, 3720 nucleotides long. RefSeq lists its product as hypothetical. Gene Ontology annotation, cellular component: mitochondrion; mitochondrial envelope. Lineage: Eukaryota; Fungi; Ascomycota; Leotiomycetes; Helotiales; Sclerotiniaceae. The transcript has a single exon. The record is from RefSeq and is a predicted model, not a curated record. Gene Ontology annotation, biological process: mitochondrial RNA 5'-end processing. The coding region runs from base 1 to 3720 and encodes 1239 amino acids.
AUGUUUGUCUCUCUUACUCGGCAGACUCCUAAACUGCAGCAACCAUACGUCUGUACAUCAUGUCUCUCGAAACUUAUUGGAGCUUCAGAUGCUCUUCCUCUAUACUCGAAUGUAAUACGCCGCGCACCGCGAACGCCUAGAAAUGCCGCUGCAUUUUCGACAACUCGAGUCAAUUACAAAAAUGAUAAUGUAGGCUCUUCUUCACCGUCAAAAAAACAGAAGGUUAAAUCUUUUAUUAAAGGCGCAAGUGGCGAUAAGAAAAAGGGUGAUGCUGCUGCAAAGGAUCUAGGCGGAACGCUUGAGGAACUGGGAAAUUCUAUUGAGGCCGUGUUGAAGGCAAACAAAAAGUCGAAGCCAGACAAGAAGAGCCCGGCGAAGCAGGUGGAGAAGGGAGCGGAGGGCAAGCAGCAGGCUACCUUGACGAAGGAGGACGUAACCUUUGAGGAUGACAGCAAGGGGGACGUUAAGGAGGCCGGUUCAGAAUCAAAGACGAAGGGGAAAAAGAGUACGAAGAAGGCCAAAGCGAAAGCAAAAGCAAAAGCUGCCAACCAGAAGGGCAAAGAGGGGGACGAAGAAGAGUCCGAGGCUCGAAUCAGAAAGGUCAAACAAAAGCUUAUCAAUUAUGUCAAUUCCACCAAGUCCAAUUUAGUGAAGCGCAUUCCAGGCCCCACUGUCGACGGUAAAAAUCAGAACAAGAUUGCUCCUUCGCAACUGCAUUCCAUCUAUGAAUCCAUGGUAACUGAAAAGGGAGAGGCUGCCGCUAGAAAAGAACUCGUUAAUCUUAUUCAAAAGGGAGGUUUAACCACCACAGACCGAACUCAAGUCAUGAAAGAAUUACGUGCAUCACUUGUCAAUAGACCAAGGCCAAAGAAGGAUAGUACAAGUUCUGGAGAUGCGAGCUCAUCAAGUAAUCUGGCUGGAAUGCUGGCUUCAUUUGAGUCUAUUCCCAAAAGUCCUAUCAGGAGGCUUGUGGAUAAAAAGUUUGACUCCGAGAAACAGGAGAAAUCGAGCCGCAAGUCAGCAGUCUCGGCGAAAGGUCAAAACAUUAGGACAGGUCCAAUGAAGAAGUCGCCCGGCACAAUUGCGUUUGAAGUCAAGUCUGUUGACGCCGAUUCCCUCCAACUAGUACCGGUACAAAAGAAGCAACCUCCAGUACCUGGACUGUCCUAUGGACUUGAAAGAGCUCUGUUCAACCCCGGAGUAUAUCAUCUACAAGAUCCUCGUUCACGGGUGUUCAACUUUGAUCCUUACUUGCAACAAAUUAUGCCCGUAAGCGAAUUCGAUUUCACGGCAUUGAAACAAUAUGUCACCUCUUCAAGGGACAAAGCGUUGAUCGCGACCGCUAAAGAUGAAAAGAGAAAAUAUACAGGGUCGACGUCGAGUAUGUCGGCAUCUCUUGCCCACUUCCAUUUCUUGCUAUCCCAGUGGAGGCCUAUCAACACAAGUAUGCUCUCACAAGAAUUUCCCGUUGAAUUCAACUCCUUCACUGCGCUUCAGCGUGGUCCGUCGGCGGUGUUUUUAAGAGAGAGGGACGGAGUUUAUGCCAUUGAUGCUGACAAGCAAUAUGAUACUGCCAAUAUAUUGAGUAUGCUUGGAAAAUCGAUGGAAAAGCUUCUCACUCUACCCAAAGAAGAGUUUGAACAAUAUCGAAAAGAAAACUCGGCUUCAAUUACAGAAGAUCAGCGAAACGAGGUCGAAUCUUUCCAUUACACUACCAUGGGUGAUUUCCUUAUGCGAUCCCAACUUGAUGCACACGACCCUCGUCUCCCAGGGACCGGUAUGUUUGAUUUAAAGACUAGAGCCGUCAUUUCAAUCCGUAUGGAUAUUGAAAAUUACGCCGAGGGAAGUGGUUACGAGAUCUUUAGUCGCCAUGGAGAAUAUCAAUCCUUUGAACGAGAGUACUAUGAUAUGAUAAGAGCCGCAUUCUUAAAGUAUUCAUUACAAGUUAGAAUGGGUCGUAUGGAUGGCAUUUUCGUCGCAUAUCAUAAUGUUGAGCGAAUUUUUGGAUUCCAAUACAUUAGUUUACCAGAACUAGAUGACACUAUCCAUGGAACCACUGAUACUACCAUUGGAGACAGCGAGUUUAAACUUAGUGUCGACUUACUCAAUAAAGCCUUGGAUCGCGCAACGGCCAGAUUCCCAGGGAAAUCAUUACGUUUACACUUUGAAACUCGUGGUAAUGUGGAGACUCCAUUUAUGUACAUUUUUGCCGAACCUAUGGAAGAGGAAGAAAUUCAAAAAAUUCAAGAUACAAAUAAAGCGGAGAUUGAAGCAUUCGAAGCUCGUGUUCUUGGUUUGCAUGGUGCAAAAGGAACGGAGGAAGAACAGUUGGAAGAGAGAAAGAAUGCUGAAUGGGAAGACCUUCGUGCUAAGAUUGAAGAAAGUAUGGAGAAUGAUGAGUUUGAGAUCAAGAGUGCAAAGGAAAUUGCCGAGAGCCUACUUGAGCAUCAUGAUGUUGCUGGAUUGACAUUGGAUGAGGUGGAACAACGUGUGGAAGAGUUCCUAUCAACUUCAUCUUACAAUGAACAAGGCGAAGCUGAAGCCACAGGGCAAGGUGAGAAUGAAUUAUGGAAAGAAGAAGAGAACGUUGAUGCCGAUGAGGAGGGAGAUGAGAUUAUAGAUGGCAAUGAAGAAAUAGAGCAUGAUGAUGAUAUAGAAAAGACCACUGCAGAAGUGGAUGAAGAUGCAGAUGAAGAAAAUGAUGAAGAUGGCGGAGAGGAAGAGAAUGAAGAAGAAGAGGAAGAGGAUGAUGAAGAAGAGGAAGAAGAAGAUAACGAGGGGGAGGAGGCAGACGAGAGCGACGCUGAAAAAGAAAUCGAAGACUCAAAUGAUGAUGUAAAGACCAGCGACCUCACUGAAAUCUCCGUCGAGGAAACUGUCAUUCAAGAAGGUCUUCUCGUUGACCCAGCCGAAGAGACUUCGGAAGCCCAGCAAAGCAACGCUGAAUCAAUCGAAGCCGAGACAAACGAACCUGAACCUGUCGAAAACGAAGAUCUCUUGAUUGAUUCAGCCGAGGAAACUUCAGAAAUUCAACAAGAUAACGAUGAAUCAAUCGAAGCCGAAGCAAACGAACCUGAACUUGUCGAAAAUGGAGAUCUUUUGAUUGAUUCAGCUGAGGAAACUUUAGAUGCUGAACAAGAUACAGAUGGAUCGUUAGAUUCUCAAGCAAGCUCGACAGAGGAGUCUGAGACUUCAAAUGAGGCCGAUGAAAAAGACGACGACACAUCAAUGACGGACGUUGAAUCAAUUCUUCCCGAAGAAGUCCCUAAAGAGAUCUUAGCGAUGCAUCUUGCCAUCCGCAAUAAGGUCGACGGUGCAUACACAGUACGACCGGAAAAGCUGACGAAAGAUCAAAAGUGGACUGUCGAAUAUGCAUUAUCCGAGAUUCCCGAACAAGAAAAGGCUAUGAAUCUUUACAAAGCAUGUCAAACAAGAAGAAAGACAGCCUUGAGAAGAACAGAUGAACCUGAGAACAAAUGGGCCGAGCAAAGAAACGACAGGUUCAUUGCGCACUUGAAGCAUUUGGCAAAGAAUGGUAGGGCUUGGAGGCAGAGUAUCACGAAGGAGGAGGCAAAUGAGCCAGUUAAGACUUUGGAAUUUAGAGGGGAGCCAAAGGAAGUUGGGGUUUAUGAAGGACAUGAGGAGAUGAAGAGGGCGGCUGAGGAGAAAAUUGAGAUGGUGAAGGCGGUAGAGGAGACCAGUGAGGAAAAUAAAGAGUGA